CAAGAAGACCACAAACGCGAAGUGGAGCGACUGCUGACCAAACUAUCCGAGACGGAGGCUCGUUUAGACAGCUUGCAAAGGGAACAAGCUUCCUCCUCGUCACCAGGCUCRCGCUCACCUCCUCAUCCGCUGAACUUAACGAGGGACAAGAGACURGAAGAAAGGCAGUCAGGAGAGGUUGAUGGUAUGGAUCAAAAUGAGUUGGAAGUCAUUGACGCUCAGUCGCAGUCUGGUUCACUGCCUUCGUCCCCCACUUUACCCACAGCAGCAACGGUACUGGAGAAAGUGUUAUCACCGACAAUGUCGACUUCCUAUGAAUGUGAGUAAAGUAAAUGUACGAUUUUGAUGAACGAACGAAUUAACAAUUGUGUGAAUCAUGGGCCGGGCUAAACUAAGUCUACUUCAUCACUCACUGCUUGUAUUCUCAAUAUUUCUCUGUUGAACCACCUGAGAAAGAAUUUCAGUUCGAUUACAGCGCGUUAAAAAAUUGUAGCUUGGACAAUGUUAAUUCUUUGUUUAGUCACCUUGAAUAUGUGUUGCGCACAACAAAGUAUUGUACUAGAUAUAUCCUAAUUUAGUCAUGUCGUUCCAAAGACAGCCUAAAA
Molecule: messenger RNA, 605 nt
Organism: Exaiptasia diaphana
Lineage: Eukaryota; Metazoa; Cnidaria; Anthozoa; Actiniaria; Aiptasiidae
Exons: 3
Source: RefSeq, a predicted model, not a curated record